This is a messenger RNA of Iphiclides podalirius (scarce swallowtail), 906 nucleotides long. The record is from the annotation of a GenBank genome assembly. NCBI's taxonomy places the organism in Eukaryota, Metazoa, Arthropoda, Insecta, Lepidoptera, Papilionidae.
AUGCUCGUAAGCCCAUCUAAGGUGUCGACGAAGCGUGUGGAUUCUUCGGCUAAAAUUGGAGGGACAGUUGUGUUCGGUACUGGUCCCAGAAUUAAUGUAUUGGAGAGAUCAGAACUGGUUUCUAACGAGAUGGAGAUAAUGGUGUCAAAUUUGGAGACAAUGCGCAAGAAAGCGGCCAAACAACACGCUCUGCUGAAGGCACAGUUAGAGGAAAUUGACGUCCGAGUGGACCAUAUCCAGAAGUCAAGUGAAACGUUCCACCAAGAAGUUAUCGUCAGCGGUUGGGACAACAUAGCCCAGAGAAUCCCCGCCGAAAUUUGGAUCAGAUACAUGAACGAGUGGGUCAAAAUAACCGAUAGCAAAAUCGGUAAACUGAGACUCAGAACCAGCACUUUGAAUACUCAGUACAGUAAAUUAAAAGGUCAGAUCAAGAUGAAAGCGGAACUGAGCGAAAGCCUCAGACCUGUCGACUUUGAAAAAAUCAAAAUCGAGAACAAUGAGUGUUUGGCGGUUAUAGAUAAAAAGCUGCAACAGUUGGCGGAGUUGAAAAAAAUGACGGGUGAUGCAAAUUUGACUCUGAGCAUACACAAAAAAGCGCUAAUGGAGCAAAACAUCUAUUUAACGGGAAUAAUCAACGAUGUUAAAAGCAAACAGAAACAGACCGUCAGUUUGAACAAAGAAACGGAAGUGAUUCAAGUGCAAGCGAAUAAUUUAGAAGUGAAAUUGGAGGAUAUAAGAAAAUUGCGAAUGGACUACGAAGUUCCCGACAUAAUGGAUUAUGUAUAUGUGAAGGCAGAGGUAACCGAUUUAAAGAACAGCGUGAAACUGCUACAGAACAGACUGCGUAUAUUACAAAUCGCACUGUCGUCACAACAUAAGAAAAUGAAUAUUAUGACUAUGGAUGCC